AAUUUGCCUCUCCGCAGAUUGAUAUCGAUAAUAGUAUCUGCUAUUGUUCGUCGUAUUUUCCAAUAUCUCGGUUCAGUUUAUGAUUGUAUAAUGGCUAUUACUUGUCGCCGCAUAUAAUCGCCACUUUGGGCGAAAACUUCACCGCCCCUACCUACAUAUACAUGCUGGAGUCUGCAGCGUACGUGGCAUGGCUACACAAUCUCCCCCUACGGGAGACCAGGUUUUGGUAAAAUCGGGGAUUAUCCCUGUUCCAGAGCUAAAAGGAGCUUCUCCAGUUGCAAAACCAACAGACAUGGACGACACGGAGAAGAAAAGCCCGCUGGGUGACGCUCCUGGGCCAUUACACCUCAAUUAUGACAUUCCCACCACUAGCGGAAGGGGCGAUGAUGAUGGUAUUGGGCGAGAGCAGCCAAUAGGUGCUGAUAUCCAGAACGGCAGUGAAGGCGACUUGGGUGAUGAAGCUCUCGAAGAGGAGUCGUUGGAAGCCAGAAUCGAGCGGCUCGGUCGUGAGCGACCCCAAGAAUUCAAGUCCCUCUGGGCUGAAAUCGGUUUUGUUUUCUCAAUUUCCAUGUCCCAGGUGCUCAGUGAAUACUUCGUCUCGGGAUUCACCGUCGUUCUCCCGACCGUGGUUGUGGAGCUAAACAUCCCCAAAGCAUCCAGCAUCUGGCCUGCAUCAGCCUUUUCCCUGGCCAUUGCGGCAUUCCUGUUGGUGUUUGGCCGUCUCGGGGACAUGUAUGGCGGCUACCCAUUAUACGUCGGUGGCAUGGCUUGGCUGGCCCUCUGGAGCUUGGUCUGUGGAUUCUCUAAGAAUGCGAUAAUGUUAGACGUUUGCCGUGCCCUGCAAGGUUUGGGAUCGGCAGCAUUUUUACCAAGCAGUAUGAUGUUGAUAGGAAGCAUUUACAGACCAGGGCCGAGGAAAAACCUUGUAUUUUCUAUUUAUGGAGCUUGCGCGCCGAUAGGAUUCUUUACUGGCAUCUUUUUUGCAGGUAUUGCUGGGCAGUAUACCACAUGGGGCUGGUUCUUCUGGAUUGGCAUGCUCCUCACGCUCAUCACCACGGCCACCUCAUAUUUUUAUAUUCCCUCCGACACCAAAGACCGCCGAGCGUUAGGUAUCAAAAUGGACUGGCUAGGCGCAAUUUUGAUAGUUACCGGCCUAACUCUAUUUACCUUCGCCAUAAUAGAUUCGUCGCAUGCACCCCCGGGGUGGAGAACGCCUUACAUCUAUGUUCUCUUCGUCGUCGGCUGUCUCCUACUCCUCACUGCAGUCUAUGUCGAAGGGUACGUUGCUGCUGACCCUCUAAUCCCGGUAUCCAUAUUCAAAGUGCGCUACAUGACACCUCUCUUCUGCGCGCUCUUCUUCACUUACGGGUCGCUGGGUGUACUUCUACUCUUCGCAACAUUUUACAUGCAAGCUAUCAUGGGCGCCUCUCCUCUCCUCGUCGUUGCCUGGUACACGCCAAUGGCUCUUGGCGGUAUCUGCAUCUCCACAUUCGGAGGCUUCAUCCUGCAUCUCCUAUCCGGAACGGUGCUCAUCUACGUGGCCGGCGUCGCCUGGAUCCUCGCACCGCUAAUGUUUGCCAUCGCACCUAAUGGGGCCAAUUACUGGGCCUACGUCUUCCCCAGCAUGAUCUUUGCUACGAUGGGCAUCGAUAUCACCUUCAAUGUAGCGAACAUCUUCAUCACCACUAGUUUACCCAAGAAAGAGCAAGGUCUGGCCGGCGCUUUGAUUAUGCUGGUUCUACAUCUUAGCAUCUCGGUUUGUCUUGGGUUGGCAGAUAUCGUGAAUAUUUCGACUCUGGCUAAACUUGGACAAAAGAAGAGCUACCAGGCAGUAUUCUGGUUCGAAGUCGCCUGUGCGUCGACUGCGCUGCUGAUUUUGGUACUGUUCGUGCGUGUGAAGAAGGCCGAGAGUUCUUUGACUGUCGAUGAGAUGGCAGAGAUGGAGGAGGUAGCACAGCGAGAAGCUGAGGCACGUGGCGAGACAAUGAAGCUGAGUGCGACGAGAUCAGCUACGGCGAACCCUACUGGACAUACUUGAGGCUCUAAGGCGCCUCCAAUCUACAGAAGCUAUCAGACCUUACACGUAAGGAGUUGGAUACGUCACGACGAAACCUCAUCGUCUCAAAUAUUAUUAUGUAUCAUCUCAUGGACCUCAUCUAUUAUAC
Pseudogymnoascus destructans is the source of this 2165-nucleotide messenger RNA. RefSeq lists its product as uncharacterized. The record is from RefSeq and is a predicted model, not a curated record. Gene Ontology annotation, cellular component: membrane. The coding region runs from base 188 to 2038 and encodes 616 amino acids. Lineage: Eukaryota; Fungi; Ascomycota; Leotiomycetes; Thelebolales; Thelebolaceae. Gene Ontology annotation, molecular function: transmembrane transporter activity. Gene Ontology annotation, biological process: transmembrane transport. The transcript has 3 exons.